AUAGGCGCCCGCAUGAACCAUGCUGGGGUGAAGGGAGCGGCACUGGCUUCCUCAGGCCUACUAGGCCUUCUGAGGGCUAAUGGGAAUUCGUUAACCCCCAGGCCCCCCACCUUUGCCGGCUUGCUGCCCCAGGUGAAGCUAUUUGCUCCUAAUGCUGAGCAGAUGUACAUUGUUAAUCACUUGAAAGAGAGCCCAGCAGAAGAGAAAUGUGCUGGAGAAAGUGCCAGGAGAGCCCGUGGGGACAUACAAGAUUUGGCAGACCUGAACUCCAGCAAGCUUGAAGCUGUCAUUAUACCAGUGGUUUUGGGAUGGCCCAGGACUGCCCCAUCAGCGGUUCUGUGGAGGACUCCUUUGGCUGCAUUUCCCACAUGCUGGCAGCUGACACCUUCCUGCUGCGAAGUCACAGUAUCUUCUCUUCUGGUAGGUUCGAUGAUGCUGCCGGGGCCACUGCUGUGCAGAAGUCCGACUGUGCUCAGGGCUGCGGGGAGGGGGCUCCUGCCAGGCCACUGCCCACAGAGUGGCUCAGAGGUGGCCCCUCCACGGGAGCCAUGUGUAGAGAGAGGUUCUGUUUCGUCCCGGGAAGAACCAAAAACCAUGGAUUCCACCUAUGGAAGGUUUACAUUCCGACCAGGGAGGAGUGAGGAAGCACCGCUGGCCCAGAAUAGAUAAUGCGCUUCUUAUUGCCAGCAGCUGAGCCUGAAGAGGUUUAAGUGAACAUGUUGGACUUCUGCUUACAGGCGACUGACUCAGCCCCUAGGAACCACUAUUUUGCUCCGUUUCUGGGAGUUGGACAGUAAAGGAGAUGAUCUUCCAUAAUGCAGUUGGGCCUCAUCCAGUCAACGGAAGGUCAAAAGAACAGAAGACUGAGGUUUCCCAAAGAAGAAGAAUUCCAUCUCAAGGCUCGAGUUUCCAGCUUGCUGGCUCUACAAAAAUUUUGGACUUACCCGCCCCCUAAUCAUGUGAGCUAAUUUAAAAUCAGUCUUUAUCUUUAUCAAAUGACAGAUAUUUAGAUACAGAUAUCCAUCCUAUUGGUUCUUUUCCUUUGGAGGACGAUGACUGACACAGGAAGGUAUCUUCCCACCCUAUGAUGUUCCUGUGUGACACAUGAAACUCUCGACAGCCCCACGGGUGGCCAUUCACUCUGAUACUGUGCAGAUUCUCAUGGGCCAUAGACCUCUGGAGCCACGGUGACUUCCAACAAGAUCAGGCACAUAGCUGGCGCUUCAUAAAUAUUUAAAGGGAUGUUGAAUGCGGUGUAAAGAGGCGCUAAACUUCUUUCAUAUGGUUGCUCUCUCCUCCAGUAAUGUCUGCUACAAUCGAUGUACAACUUCUGUUUC
This is a messenger RNA of Lontra canadensis (Northern American river otter), 1337 nucleotides long. RefSeq lists its product as uncharacterized. The record is from RefSeq and is a predicted model, not a curated record. Lineage: Eukaryota; Metazoa; Chordata; Mammalia; Carnivora; Mustelidae. Bases 13 to 669 code for a protein of 218 amino acids. The transcript has 8 exons.